AUGAAGCUUCCAUCGGUCGUUCUCAAGCUCAAGCUAUCCAUCACUCUAAUAUUUGCUCUGAACAUUCUUCUCUGUCUUUCGUUCACUUCGCCCGAGCCGGAUUCCACUCAUCACCAUGUCUCGCCUGCCGCCAGCCCAGAUACCCAUCGCGAACACAACGAGGGAUUUCAGGACAAGAAGAGCCCACCCGUUCCGAAGAAGCCACUUGCACCGAAGCUGUCUCCUAAGCCACCUACUCCAGCCCAAACAUCUCCUAUAAAAGGCAAGAUCUCAAAGCCGGAUGCCCAUCAUCCAACAACGAAAUCAGUUCAUCAGGGCGGGGAGCAGCGAAGCCAGCCCGUUGCACAGAGUUGGACUAACCACACCGCCCCGACUCCAUCACCUCCUAAUCGUCUAAGUGUACUCACGACCUCGGGAAGAUAUCUUGGAUUCACAAACCAGUCGCGGCAUUCAGUUGAUACAUGGCUGGGAAUACGUUACGCCAAGCCACCACUUCAAGAUCUACGCUUUCGUGCCCCACUCCUCCUUGACAAAAACCAGAACGAUGAUGGAAAAAUUCAGCUAGCUUUUGAAUUUGGGGAUGCUUGUCCGCAGCCGGCCUUUAAUCCUCCACUGGAACCCGAGGUAGACAUAUCGGAGGACUGUUUGUACCUCAAUGUUUAUCGGCCCUCCUCCACAGAUCAUAAGUCACGCUUACCCGUUCUGCUCUGGAUACAUGGGGGUGGUUACACCUAUGGAACGGGUGCUAGCACGGAUGGAGCUGUCCUUGUUAGUUCUAGCUACGAUCUCAACAAGCCCAUUAUUUUUGUAUCUAUGAACUACCGGCUUGGCUCUUUUGGAUUUGUGCGUCAAUUGGUAUCCUUAUAA
Messenger RNA from Puccinia triticina, 867 nucleotides. RefSeq lists its product as uncharacterized. NCBI's taxonomy places the organism in Eukaryota, Fungi, Basidiomycota, Pucciniomycetes, Pucciniales, Pucciniaceae. The transcript has 2 exons. The record is from RefSeq and is a predicted model, not a curated record. Bases 1 to 867 code for a protein of 288 amino acids. Gene Ontology annotation, molecular function: hydrolase activity.